AGCCGCACCGUUGUUCCUUCAAACCCGACCUUCAAUUGUUCUAUCACGUAAAAUCGGAUAAAGUCGGAAUAUCCGAGUCAACUGAGUCGAGAGAAAUUCCUGGUAGCCCGUCGCUGCCUAAACCUGCAAUCAGUAUUUCACAAUCGGCCAAGCUCUGGCAACUCUGGAUCGUGAUCCUUCUGGAUUAAACCGAAACACUGUCAGAUCCAUGAUGCCUCUCCCCUGUAGCAAUUUUACUGACGUCGGUGGGCAUGAAUAUGAUCGCACACCUUCUUGGCUUCUGCCUGCUGACGCUUCUUUCGGUAUCUGCCGGUGCCGGUGUCGCUUCGUUUUGGUCGCUGGGGGUGAGGCCAGAAACUGACCAAAAAGCCUGCCAAAACUGUAUAGCAGCCAUUCGGCUUUGCACCAGGGGUCGAUACGUCCACCACAGACCCACAGAAACACUCAAAAAGCCCGAGCAAACAGUAGUGAAGAUUAGGAAUAUCCUUGAUCAAGACGUGACGCCUUGCGUGCUCGAGUAGGUUUCCAAUGCAGUGUCUCUUAGUAAAAUGUUAAGGACGGGAUCAAUCCUUCGGUGUUGUAAUACUCGAAUUCUGCGUUUCAACCAUCUCUUAUGACCAAUGUCUUCUUGUCUGCUCAAUUUUCUUCAAUUUUAGCUUUCUUAAUCUUUCCUUUACUGUUCAUCUCGUGUCGAUCCUGAGUAGCAGAAAGUAAGCCACUCUGGCAUGUCAAUCAUUUUUGUACCGGCCUGUCCAACGACGUGACUAGGCCCACGUUCUCAUCCCGCAGUAUCGGGGAAGUACCGAUGAGUGAGA
Messenger RNA from Aplosporella prunicola CBS 121167, 815 nucleotides. RefSeq lists its product as uncharacterized. The record is from RefSeq and is a predicted model, not a curated record. Lineage: Eukaryota; Fungi; Ascomycota; Dothideomycetes; Botryosphaeriales; Aplosporellaceae. Bases 258 to 521 code for a protein of 87 amino acids. The transcript has a single exon.